Molecule: messenger RNA, 2024 nt
Organism: Hylaeus volcanicus
Lineage: Eukaryota; Metazoa; Arthropoda; Insecta; Hymenoptera; Colletidae
Gene: DPCoAC
Product: mitochondrial coenzyme A transporter SLC25A42
Exons: 6
Coding region: 403-1395 (330 amino acids)
Biological process (GO): transmembrane transport
Cellular component (GO): mitochondrial inner membrane
Source: RefSeq, a predicted model, not a curated record
AAGGUUACGAGUAAGAAGUAUAGUCAAAGCGUUUGACUCAAAGGUGCUCAAAGGUUGCAGUCAGUUGGUUGCAGUUGGUUGCAGUUGGUUGCAGUAGUUGCGCGAAAGGAGGCAUUGGGAACAGGUUUAACGUAAUUUCUCAACCUCCGUGGGGCCUAAGUAAUGUAAAAUAUUUUAACCAGUCACAAAUGGUCCUAUGCAUGUGCAUUGUUUGUUCGCAAAGAGGAAUGUUCAUCGUGACGUCUAUUUUUGCACAAGAUUGAUAAAGGAGAGAUUGCAGAAAGAUAAUAAAAGAGAUUAAGUGGAAAUACUACAGUUACAGAAAAAUGUAUUAAUAAAAUGAAUAAACAUACAAUACUUGUUCAAAGUCGCUUAUAGAAGAUAGCUAUUGAAUAAGUCCAAAUGUCUGUAUUAUCAAAUACAAAACCAAUAUCUACAUUACAACCUAUAUCCCAGCAUUCAAUGGAAAUGGAUACACAUGUCACAAAGAAACAUAUAGGGAAAGAUGGUAUUACAAAUACUCAAAGAGUAUGGACAAGUUUGGUGUCAGGUGCUAUUGCAGGAGCAUUGGCAAAAACAACCAUAGCACCAUUGGAUCGCACAAAAAUAAACUUCCAGAUAUCAAAACAGCCAUACACAGGAAGAGCAGCAGUUGAAUUCUUAAUAAGAACACUUAGGACAGAAGGCUUACUUAGUUUAUGGCGUGGAAAUAGCGCAACUAUGGUCAGAAUUAUUCCUUAUUCUGCAGUUCAGUUCACAGCACACGAACAAUGGAAAAGAGUUCUGGGAGUAAAUGGAUCGGAAAGAGAUAAACCUGGAUUGAAUUUCCUUGCUGGUGCAUUGGCUGGUGUAACAUCUCAAGGUUCAACUUAUCCUCUAGAUUUGAUGAGAGCACGAAUGGCUGUGACUCAUAAAGAUGAAUACAGAACCUUACGACAGAUAUUUGUACGCAUUUACAUGGAGGAAGGAGUAAUGGCAUAUUACCGUGGAUUCACUGCUACCCUGCUCGGUGUUAUUCCUUAUGCUGGCUGCAGCUUCUUCACUUAUGACCUACUCAGGAAUAUGCUCACUGUGUACACGGUGGCUAUUCCUGGGUUCCCGGCAUCGCUGAUUUGCGGUGGCAUUGCCGGAAUGGUUGCACAGACUAGCAGCUAUCCUUUGGACAUCGUACGGAGGAGAAUGCAGACCUCGGCAGUCAAGGGCCAGCAUUACCACACAAUUGGAUCGACCAUAAUGAAAGUUUACAAAGAAGAAGGUCUGAUGGCUUUCUAUAAAGGAUUAAGCAUGAAUUGGGUGAAAGGUCCGAUUGCAGUAGGAAUUAGUUUUGCGACACACGACACGGUUCGCGAUACGUUAAGAAAACUUAUCGCCCGCAGAAAUGGAUCCUUAAAUUAAUAUUAUAAAUAAUAUAGAAUACAGUAUAGAAUUAUAAAACUUAUGAAAAAUUACUAAUUACCUAUUAACGUAAGGCUUCUAACUAUAGAUAAAAAAAAAUAUUUACUUUUAUCUGAUGAAGAGUCCUUUGAAAUAUAAGUAUACCUAAAAUCGAGUAUCCAAGAAGAGUAUAAUGCAUAAAGUAACACAAUAAUAAUUCAAUAAAAUUAUACUGUUUUCAGAGGAUCUGAAAAGAGAGGGAGGCAUUAGUACAAAUUGUUACUGUACAUAUUGUUAUCUGAAAUGUUAUAAAUACUGUUGAAUGGCUAAAGAUGCACGUCGUAUAGCUAUGUUUAAGUCAACAAUGACUUUGCGCAAAUAUUUGUUUUGAACUGUAUGUUUGAAAUAUGGCAUGAAUUGUGUUAAUGCAAUCGCCGUUACGUGUGCCAAACUAGUAAACAUAGUUUUUAAAUUAAAUAGUUCGAAAAAUAUUUUCAGAAAAAAUAAUAAACAUUAGAUUCUCCUUUUUUAUGUAAUGGUACACACUUUGGUGUAUAUCAUUGAUUAAAUAGCUAUAUUCAAUUCUAUGAUGUAACAGCAUUCUUUUAAAAAAAAAAACAAACGAACACUUAUAACAGUAUUCUUGUAAA